GUGCGUGUGUGUGUCUGCCGUGGUGGUGUUGGAAAUCGGACGACAUGAGCUCUACGUGAACCGCGCAAAAUUUCUCAAGGCGCUUUCGGCGUUUGUGUCUCAUCCUUCGGAACCCAGGAGGAGCCCGGGCGGAGCCGCGCUUGAGGACCAGGUGUAACACUAUCUGAAGCCUGAGAGGGCAGAAUGCCGGAGCAGAGCAACGACUACCGUGUGGUGGUGUUCGGGGCAGGAGGGGUGGGGAAGAGCUCCCUGGUUCUGCGUUUCGUGAAGGGCACGUUCCGGGACACCUACAUUCCCACAGUGGAGGACACCUACCGCCAGGUUAUCAGCUGUGACAAGAGCGUGUGCACGCUCCAGAUCACAGACACAACAGGCAGCCACCAGUUCCCGGCCAUGCAGCGUCUGUCUAUCUCCAAGGGCCACGCCUUCAUCCUGGUCUACUCCAUCACUAGCAAACAGUCCCUGGAGGAGCUCAAACCCAUUUACCAACAGGUCUUGGCCAUAAAAGGCAAUGUUGAGGCCAUCCCCAUCAUGCUUGUUGGAAACAAAAGCGAUGAGACCCAGCGCGAGGUGGAGACCAAGGACGGGGAGGCACAGGCCAGCCAGUGGAAGUGCGCUUUCAUGGAGACGUCAGCCAAGACCAACCACAAUGUCACUGAGCUCUUCCAGGAGCUCCUCAACCUGGACAAGAAGAGGAACAUGAGCCUCAACAUUGAUGGCAAGCGCUCUGGGAAGCAGUCCCGUGCAGAGAGACUGAAGGGCAAAUGCAGUGUGAUGUAAUCCCAAGAGAGGAGUAGAGGGGAGGGAAGAGAAAGGGGAAGAAAAACAGAUCAGGAAAAAGAAACGAGAGAGACAAGACUGAGGAGAGACUCGCUAAUCGUAUCACUCAGAGCAAAAACGUUUGGAAAUCUCAUCAUCCCCAUCAUCCUCCGUUUGGGUGGCUCAUUCACAAACAGUGUACACACAGGUUGGAGCAUACGGCCAUAUGCGUUUGGCCAAAAGAGGACUCGUCUGAGUGGGAUGGUGGUGAGAGAGUGGCGCAAUAUUCAUUUGUAUCAAGAAUUCAAAUGAAUAUGGGAAUGGCGAGGGUGUGGACGUGUGCAUCGUCCAAGUUGUACAAAACCUGUGCUUAGGCGACAGGCCACAGACUGAGACUGAAAGUCUCGGAUCAGCUCAAAAACAUUUGACACCUUCUCUCAAAGCCACGCCGGCCCUCCCUCCCUGCUGUGCUCACUCCUGAACUCCCCUUCAACAUCCCAACACCUCUCUGCAUACCCACUAUUAUAACUAUAGAGAAACGUAAGAGAAAUGUAGAUGUAACAAAGUUAACUAACUUAGUUAAGCCAACUCUGGUAAAAAAAAAAAAAUCAUUUUUACUGACUGAUGUGUCCAUCAUGCUCAUAGAUAUGAGACUCAAAUGUUUGAGACUGCUCGCAUGAAUACCACUCGGCAUAACAUCUGAUCCAGCCACGUCCCAGAGCCACAACAGAGGACUCUGAUGUAUAUAGACAUGGAGAAUUCAAAUUUAUGCCAUCUAGCCUACAUGCUCUAAAGCAACUACUAUAUAAGUUACAGAAGUAGACUGAAUUCUGAAGGAUCAAAGCUUAAAACUGUGGCUGGAGGACAAACUCAACCAUCACCUCAACCUCAUCAUCUCUCCAAAUUAAACGGCCCCUAUUUACAUUAAUCUCACUGAUAUGUGAAAACACACCAUUCAAACCCUCUAAAUGUCCUCAUCUGGCGUGUGGAGGCAUCCAGCUGCAGGGUAUGCACACUGAUAAAAUGCAACAAUCCUUUUAAGACUCUCAUCAAGUGUAAAAUAACUCUGAAUUGAAGGAGGGUAGACUCUCAUCGGUACAGAAAUACAAGCCUGCCUUGUCGACGACGAUGUUACACUUGGAUAAUCAUUGCCAAGCUGGUAAGACAAAAGGAACAGGGAACAUUAUUGGUUUUGAUGUUGAGAAUUUCAACUUGCUUUGGCACUUUGGAAGGUUUCUCCUUUUUACGCUUUUUUUUCUCCUUUGUUUGCUUUUUAUUGCUUUUGAAAGUAAUGUAAAGAAACAACAAAAAAAAGCUCCUUAAACAAAAAGCACAGGGGAAGGAGAAAAAAAUGGCGCUGCUGAAAGCAAAUUUGCUUCAUGCAGAUUGUCCAGUAAACUGCUAUUUGUUUUUUUCUCUUUGGUUGAUUUGGUUGCUUUACCUCUUGCACACUCAUCCGGGCAUCAGUGAUCAGGACACAGGAUGAUACACAUUCAUUGCUAAACACAGAGCAUGCACACCAUUGAAUUCAUGUAAGUGUCAAGAAAAAGGACGCGAUACAGGGAGCUCUGCUCACCAUUGUUGACUGACUACAUAAAGACAAACAAGGCUCUCUCAGCCUAAAUGCCCUCACAUUGCACUUUAUAUUAUAAUCACACACACACACUUUAGUUUAGUUUACUUUAGUGAACUAGACUAACUUUAGUUUUGGUAUGUUUUGUCUAUAUUAUGCAUAAGACAUCAUUCUGGAGCCUCUGAAGAGCUCAGUUUGUCCAAAGUGCAUCUGUACACAUUUUUCCACACAGGGGCUUUGGAUAUUAUACACAGGACAGCCAAAAGCACAAUACUUUUUACCUACAUAUCUGUCAGCAUGAUCUUUUUUUUUCUUCUGUUUUUGUAUAUGUUUAGUUUUUGAUGCAUUCUCCAUCUAUUCACAUGUCCUAAGGAUGGGGAAAUCAUUGUGUCCUAAUCAUGGGUCGCUGUUCUGUCUUGAUGUUUUACGUGACACAAAGCGGUUGUGGUUCGCUGAACAACAGGGUAUUGUUACGUGACCGGUUGGCUGUGUUUGCCAAAUUUGACGUAAUCCCAUUGGGAUCUUAGGUCAUAGGAUGCCGGAGGGAGGGGGGGGUUCAGAUUAUUUCUCCACUUUGCUCCAUUUCUUAGGCAGUUUAGACAACAAUUUUAUGUAGAAGGUAAUCUGCUUCUCUACUGUUAAACCCAAAGACACAGAUGACAGCCCCUUUCAACUCUGUGUUUAUCUCUCUGAAUAAAAAAGGGAAAAGCGCAGCAGCUGUUGUCAUCUGUCCCACUAUCUGUCUUUAUGUGUGCAGAAGUAUCCACAACUGAGCUAUUUAGGGUGACAUUUUACUUGAAGACUUACCAAUUCAUCAAUGCCUCAUUUAUUAGCAUUAUGUAAAUUCUCCCAGCUGCAUCAUUCAGAGCCUCAUUAAACUCUUCCAGAUGUGUAGUUACUAAAAGUAAGCAGCUGGUAUCUCAAUUAAAUGACUUUUGAGAACUUCAAUUAAGAUGUUGCCAAUGUAAAGAAUUACUGUACCCACUGUCUUAGUAGGAAGAAGCCCUUUGUAACCAGGAGAUGUUGUUACAGCUGAAGGUCCAGCGUCACCAUGUACUGUAAAACAGCUCAAUUCAGAUGCUCAUGAUAUGUCGUAUCUGACUCAUCCACUUUCAUGAUCUGUCAACAAUACGAUACUGGCAGAAUGUGAAUAUGUAACUAAAAGUUCCACUCCAUGGCUGUUACUUUUUAUGUUUCUGAAUUAAUCUGUUGUUAUUGCUGUGUUGUGUUUUGCACUCACGUGAGGUCCUGUUAAACUCCAAAAUUUACGUAGAAAGACAUACCCUUUACCUGUUAGAUACCAGGGACGCUCUCUCUCACACUCUGUGAUGCUCUUUUUUAGUGGAAAAAGAUAUGAUUUGAGUUGUGUUUCACACUGUUUGCUUUGGUUUGUUUUUAUCUAUUAUGAUACCGGACACAAGGAUACAACCUAUAGCAUGUGAUGUGGCCAUGUGACGCAUUCAAUCUUAAAAAAAAGAAAAAACAACAAGAUCAAAAAAGAAAACAAAAAACAAUUUAACAAUCUAAUUUGAUGUUCCGCUGGCAAUGGUGCACACUGCAUAAAUAUCAGCUUGACGCGUCUGGCUGCUUCACGCAACUCCCAGAUUGCGUGCGCAUGUUUGUGCAAUCUGUUGUUCUGCUGACGUUAACAGGAGAGUGUCUUUGUUCAUGUCCCUGGGUGGAAUAUGAUACAGCAGAUAGGAAAAACAAUGAGGCAGCGUGCGAGAGCGGUAUGGACGACGGAGUGAGGGAGGGAGCAGGGCUAUUAAUAGAUGUAGUGUGAAAAUAUGAAGCUCACCUGCACCAGCUGUGGCCUACAAGACUUUGUUGAGCCUUUUGAGAAAGGACGGCCCACAUAUGGCUAGUCUGAGCGUUUGUUGAGUUUAUAGACUGUAUGAGUUAAAUGUUGGCAUAAAUCAGGUCGGACACCUCUGCCCCCACCCUCCUAUGACUUGUCUUAUUGCAUUUGCCAGUGAAACAUAUUCACUGCUGUAUACGCGUGCAUGUGUCUGUUGGAACAUCUAUGCGUGUGUGCAUUCAUUCCCCUUUCUGCAUUCUUUCAAACGCAUGGUGUGUGGUAACAUGCUUGUGCGCUGGUCCUUUAGCAUCUGAUGAAGUGCGUGCCAGAAAUUUGAGUCUUUCUUGGUGAGAUUGCCGACGUGCUCUGCAUGAGUCAUCCUACGCAACACACCGCCCGUCCAAACACACUGACAGUCAUGUGCGAUGUGUACGGUCCUGGUCUGAAUCUUAGGCACCUUGAAAACGUAAGCAGGUAUCACGGACAUAUUCCAAAUGACUUGAUAAAACAAAAAGUGUACACAUAAACAAGGCUAAAACACACAUUUAAAAUGCACUUCACGGCAAAAUUAUUUGUGCCCGCAGGAUGAUUUUCGAUUCUUCCUGCUCUCCAAGAAAGUUCUCACAAAAAAGCACCGGUACCCUCCAAGAUAAAGUAAAUUAAAUCGAAAAGUAAAAACCAUCUUGGAAGUCUCAUUAUUCUGUGGGAUGAAUUUGCCACAUAUGGUCCAGGAGGAGCUUCAUGUGUCCAAAGGAGAACAUAUUUCCAAUUGUGAUCAAAAGUAGACUGCAGCACUGAACACAACCAAUGACUCAAACUAAAGUGAACCCACUUAAGGGGAAAAAUGGUGGAUUGUUUCAUGGUAAGCCAUGAACCCUGAUUAUUCAAAAAGUCUGAUUAAAGACCAUCAGAGUAAGCUGAAAUCUGCUAAUGCAAAUUAGGCACUUAUUGAGCUCAUGGCAACACAAGAGGGUAAACUAUCAAUAAAUAGGCUUGAAGAAGGUUGAACUACCAUUGAAGGGUAUCAUUGGUGCCAAAAACUACAACCAUAUUUAAGUGAAUAUGGCUUAGAUCUUUGUGGUUAUAUUUCCAUGUUUAUAUUAAUUAUUCAACUUUGUGAAAGCAUUUCCUGUUUUUGCUGUUGCUGUUAGGUAGCUUUGAAUAUAAAAACAAAGCAUUCUGAUGAUACAAAAAAACGUUUAUUUACAUUAGUUUCUCAAUUAGAUUGUAAGGUCUAUGCUUACAGAUUAUCAUUCUAAUCGGGACUGUAAAACAUUUAGGAGGGUAUAUAACAGAGACAGAAUGCCCUCACCAGUGCAUGCUUACAUGUAUUUAUUAAUAAGAGAGUCCUGUCAGGGAGACCUUAUUCUCUCACCAGUUGCUUUUCCGCACUGUUUUGUUGUACAGUCACCUUUGUCACCAUUAGCUUUCCAUAAAAACCCUGCUGUCUGUAUAACCCCUGAAGUCUUGAGUUCCUUUUAUCCGACUGAUUUUGGAGUGUGAUUGUUUGCAGAUAGACAGAAAAGGGACCCUGCUCACAUCUGAUUGUAGAUAACUGUAAAUACUGUUCAAAGGAUUUAAUAUUUUAAAGAUGUGAGAGGAGCGUGAGCAGAAUGAAGGAUUCUGUGGUGGGAAAACAGAGCCGCUUGCGGAUUUCUGCCAAUAAGAUGGUGGCAAAAGUAAAAUCAAGUCAAAAUUCAAUGCUUUACUUGAAAACCUAAAAUGUUCAAUAUUGGAUGAGUAUACAACUUUUUUUUAAACAUAAAUAGUUAUUUUGCCUCAGGCAGACAAAAUCUGGGAAAUAAUCUAUUUCAAUUCUGAAGAAGAGUUUGUUUAACUUUAAGAAAAUCAUUUUGAAAUUCCAUUCUGCUUCGUUGUGCCAACAGAGUUUAUCAUAUGUGAGAUUUAUCAAAAUACCACAUUUUACCUCAUUAUUUCCUCAUCAAUAAAGAAUCGCUUAAAUAAACUGAGUUGAGUUUUAGAUAUUUUUCACUGUCUUAUAAUUAUAUGUUUCAAUUUCAUUUCGUAUGUGUUAUUGUCAUUUUUAUGUUGAUUCAAUAAUAUUAGAUUUACUCACAGUUUGGGCCUCCAUAGACAUUCUCAAAGGCAGCACAGUUUAUCAUGGAGGACCAGUUGCAGAUUUGUAAUUGUCAGCCAACACUCGAUACAGAGGGGAAGCAGGUUAUGUGUGUUUUUCGAGCAUGAUGGAAAACUUAAAAGCAUGUAAAAACAAAAGAAAGAGCAGUCUAUAGAGCAGCCAGGCAUAAAAGGGUAUCAUUUUCACGGUAUACCUCGCUGAUUUCACCAAGCGAGGAGCAGGUCUUUCCUUUUUAUUCUGUCACGCUACUUGUUAAAGUAUUUGAGGAAAGUGCCAGAUUUAAAAAAAAAUCCUCCCCUGACCCUGCUGCCCUCUGGCUCUCCCCUCACAGUGAUCACCUCAUAUCCUCAAAGGCAGUUUUUCACCAGACAGGAGGAGUAAAGUGAUGGCAUUUCGCCUUUGUUGGUAAUAUAGUUUAUACCAUCCUGCUGCCAUAGGCCCUUCAUUCCUGCAUGGUCCCUAUUGGUGUUACAGCCAGCAUGAGAACAAGGACACAAACUGUGAAUCAUCUUUGUAUUUUUGGAAGCACCUUUUUGGCCGUAUUUACUGCUUUGGUUCUGCAAAUGGUUUAUUUCUCUUCAGCACUAUUGUUUUUUUUUAAUAAAGGAAUCUAUUGGUUUGUUAUUUUUUUCUCUGUUAGGACUUUUUCUGUUUGAGUAAUUCUAAUGUAUAGAUAUUUAUUCUAGCAAUAGUCUUCCUAUUAAGAUAUACUGUGCUGAUGCAUCCUCUGAAUAAUGGAAACUAUCAUAUAUAUAUAUAUAUAUAUAUAUAUAUAUAUAUAUAUAUAUAUAUUCAUAUAUGUAUAGCCAUACAUACAUAAUCAAAACU
Molecule: messenger RNA, 7056 nt
Organism: Menidia menidia (Atlantic silverside)
Lineage: Eukaryota; Metazoa; Chordata; Actinopteri; Atheriniformes; Atherinopsidae
Source: the annotation of a GenBank genome assembly